Acanthosepion pharaonis is the source of this 978-nucleotide messenger RNA. Lineage: Eukaryota; Metazoa; Mollusca; Cephalopoda; Sepiida; Sepiidae. The record is from the annotation of a GenBank genome assembly.
AUGGGCAUAAUUCGUAAAUGCAACAAUUUCGGAAGACCAGAUUCUUCUCGGUCCAAAUGUUUGCCAUUUGUGAUUGAUGGUCAGCAAGUUGGCCUUAUUCGUCCUGAUAUUUGGCAGAAUUUAAAAUCCUACACUGAUAUUUUCCACUUGGAAAUGAGUUCUUCCCAAUCUGUGAUUCAUUUGAAAAAUCUUGGGGAUGUUUCUGAAAGGAGCAAGCAAUUUGCUGCUUUCAUGAUAAAACUGAGAGACAAGAAUAUAUUUACGACAUUAAGAGGAUGGAGAAAUGAGCAAUACAGUGUCAGGCCUACUUUCAAUGCCUCCAAAUUGAUGGAUCUUGAACGAUCAGCUGUAUGUCUUUUUGGGAUUAUUUCAUAUGGAACACACUUAAAUGGUUACACAUAUUCUGAAGAUGGAUCUCUUCAAAUGUGGCUUGGAAAACGAAGUUCCAAAAAGCAAUGCUGGCCUGGAAAGCUAGACAAUAUGGCAGCUGGUGGCUUAUCAUCAGGUCUUGGUAUCAUGGAGUGCAUGAAGAAAGAAUGUCAGGAAGAAGCAGUAGUUCCAGACAAUUUAUUGGAAAAAAUCAUUCCAACUGGAAAUAUCAGUUAUUUCUAUGAAGAUGAACGAGGUCUUUUUCCCGAAUGUCAGUUCGUCUUUGACCUUGAAUUACCUCCUGAUUUUGUGCCUCACAAUGCAGAUGGUGAAGUUGAAAAGUUUGAGUUAGUCUCCCUAGAAAAGCUGCAAUAUAUAAUUACCAGUGAUGAAAUGAAGCCCAACUGUGCACUUGUUGUCCUGGACUUUUUGAUACGCAAAGGGAUCAUAACUCCUGACUCAGAAUCUCAAUAUGCCGAAUUGGUGGAGUUCCUGCGACAACCACUGCAGCUGCUUUACUGUGCAGAUAAAAUUUUGGUUGACCACAGUAUCCCAAAAUGUCCCUAUGAGUUAUCCUCUCUGGUUGAUGAGGAACCAAGCUCCAAAUAA